Molecule: messenger RNA, 4024 nt
Organism: Arachis ipaensis
Lineage: Eukaryota; Viridiplantae; Streptophyta; Magnoliopsida; Fabales; Fabaceae
Product: kinesin-like protein KIN-12B
Biological process (GO): microtubule-based movement
Molecular function (GO): microtubule motor activity; ATP binding; microtubule binding
Source: RefSeq, a predicted model, not a curated record
AUGUCUCGUUCAAAACUUCUGGUGGUAAGGGACGCUUCCGCCGCGGAGCUCCCCAAACAGAGGCCGAGCAACUCUCGCAAGCACAAACCCUCAAAAGAGAACGACCCUCCCUCAGAUCCCAAUAUUUUCGCUGUCGCUGCUUCCGAUUCAAAGCCUUCGCCGGCCAAAUUGAAGAGCCCCCUGCCUCCAAGACCUCCUUCUUCCAAUCCACUGAAGAGGAAGCUCAGCGCCGAUGCUUUUGCUGACAACUCGGUCCCCACCGGAUCCUCCGAUUCCGGCGUUAGGGUUGUUGUGAGGAUGAGGCCACUGUGCAAGGACAAGGAUGAAGAGGAUCCUAUAGUUCAGAAGAUCUCUGAUGAUUCGGUGUCGAUCAAUGGCCAGACUUUCACCUUUGAUUCGGUUGCAGAUAUGGAAGCUACGCAGCUGGAUAUUUUCGAGCAUGUUGGGGUGCCUCUGGUUGAGAAUUGCUUGGCUGGUUUCAAUAGUUCAGUGUUUGCUUAUGGACAGACUGGGAGUGGAAAGACUUAUACAAUGUGGGGUCCUGCUAAUGCUUUAUCGGAGGAAAAUGCAGCCAGCGAACAACGGGGUCUUACACCCCGUGUCUUUGAGAGACUAUUUGCACGCAUAAAUGAAGAGCAAACUAAGCAUUCAGACAAACAACUCAGCUACCAGUGCCACUGCUCUUUUCUUGAGAUAUACAAUGAACAAAUCACGGAUCUUUUAGAUCCAAAUCAAAGAAACCUACAGAUAAGGGAAGAUGUUAAAUCUGGUGUUUAUGUAGAAAACCUUACGGAGGAGCAAGUGUCAACCAUGAAGGAUGUAACUCGUCUUUUAAUAAAGGGAUUCACAAACAGAAGAGUAGGUGCAACCAGUAUAAAUUCUGAGAGUUCUCGCUCACAUACUGUUUUUACUUGUGUUGUUGAAUUUCGAUGCAAGAGCUCAGUAGAUGGUACAAGCAGAUUUAAAACAAGUAGAAUCAAUCUUGUUGAUCUAGCUGGAUCAGAAAGACAAAAAUUGACUGGUGCUGCAGGGGAGCGUUUGAAGGAAGCCGGCAAUAUCAAUAGAUCACUCUCACAGCUUGGGAAUCUGAUAAAUAUUCUUGCAGAAAUUUCUCAGACAGGAAAGCAGCGCCAUAUACCAUAUAGAGACUCCAGGUUGACAUUUUUAUUGCAGGAGUCUCUUGGAGGAAAUGCAAAAUUAGCAAUGAUUUGUGCUAUUUCUCCAGCACAAAGUUGUAGAAGUGAAACUUUCAGUACACUGAGAUUUGCACAACGUGCCAAAGCUAUCAAGAACAAGGCAGUUGUUAAUGAAGUCAUGCAGGAAGAUGUCAACCAAUUGCGAGAAGUGAUACGACAAUUAAGGGAUGAGCUGCAUCGAAUCAAAGCAAAUGGUUACAAUCCAUCAGACUCAAGUGGAGGUCAUUCAGCAGCUUGGAUUCGAAGAAGCUUGAAUUUAUUACAGUCUAGCCUCAGUCGGCCUCUACAAUUAUCUCGCGUUGAUGAAGAUGGUGAUGAAGAGAUGGAGAUUGAUGAGGAAGGUGUUCGUGACCAUGAUGCUGUUUCCUGCAGUGCCACUAUGUUGGAUAAUUGCAAUCUUGCACAAAAUGACAAGGAGCAGGAUAUGGGUGAAUCCGUAGGAGAUUUUACUGGUUUUUCAGCCCCUAAAACGUCCAGUGAUUCUCCUAGUGCUACAAUGGAUUGUGUCACCCCAGAUAGUCUCAGCAUAGUUCCUUGUGAUUCAUCCCCAUUACUUAAAUCCCCAACUCUCAGUAUUUCUCCUAGGCUCAGCAGUGGAAGGAAAAGUCUGCGGAUGUCAUCAGUGGUCUCCCCUUCUGAGAAUGACCUUGAUGUUGAAAGUGAGAUGGGAAUUAAAACUGGGAAUCAGAAAAGCUCAUCCGCUGCCUUUUCAACUCAGACAGAUCCAAAUUUCCUUUCUAAAACAGAAAACUUAGCAGCAAGCAUACGGCAUGGUCUUGAAAUUCUUGAUGGCCAUCGUCGUAGUGCUGCUUUGAGGCAUUCAUCAUAUAGGUUUUCAUUACUACCAAGAGAAUCCAGAUUAGUUGUUCCAGCUAACAGAGUUGAUGUUGGAGUGCAGACUUUUCUUGAUGAUACUGUCAAAGAAGAUUCUUCUGUAUUCACAUGUAGUAAUUGUAAAAACAGAAUGCAAGUUGAUGCUGAUGAAGCUGACAAUAACUCAAACCUACAGUUGGUACCCGUUGAUUGUCCUAACUCAAGCCUAGAGUUGGUACCUGUUGAUAACCUUGGGUCCGCUGAUAAGUCGAAGAAGCAUGUUCUGAAAGCAGUAGAAAAGGUUUUGGCAGGAUCUAUAAGGAGAGAAAUGGCACUUGAAGAAUUCUGUGCAAAGCAGAACUAUGAGCUAAUGCAGCUUAACCGCCUGGUGCAACAGUACAAACAUGAGAGGGAGUGCAAUGCCAUAGUAGCACAAACAAGGGAAGAUAAAAUUCUUCGCCUUGAGAGCCUCAUGGAUGGUGUUUUACCCUCCGAGGACUUCAUGGAUGAAGAACAUCUGGCCCUUGUCCAUGAACACAAGCUUUUAAAGGAGAAGUUCAAGAAUCAUCCCGAAGUUUUGAAGAUGCAGAUAGAGUUAAAAAGGGUAAGAGAUGAACUAGAACAGUAUCAGAGUUUCUACAAAUUGGGUGAGAGGGAAGUGUUGAUGGAAGAAAUACAAAGUUUAAGAAGCCAGCUUCAGUUUUACGUUGAUUCUUCAUCUCAAUCUGGAAGGAAGCAAUAUCCCCUGUUGCAGUUAACUAGUUCCUCCCAACCUAGAUUGUCAGCAACACUCACAGCCAUCCCAGAGUCAACAGAUGAGAAAGCUGAAACAGAUGAAAUUCCAGAGUCAACAGGGGAGGAGAGGGCUGAGGCCAAUGAAAUUCCAGCAUCAUCAGAGGAGAGCUCUGAAGCGAUACUUGAAAGAGAAAGAAUUAAAUGGACUGAGGCAGAAAGCAGAUGGAUUUGUCUUUCUGAGGAAUUGAGAGCUGAGCUUGAAUCUAACAGAUUGCUAGCUGAAAAGAGGAAGCAGGAAUUGGAUGCCGAGAGGAAGUGUAGUGAGGAACUUCAGGAAGCAAUGCAUAUGGCUAUAGAAGGCCAUGCAAGGCUUCUCGAACAGUAUGCAGAUUUGGAAGAGAAACAUAUCCAAUUGCUUGCGAGGCAUAGAAACAUGCAGCAAGGAAUUGAGGAUGUCAAGAAAGCAGCCUCCAGGGCAGGAGUAAGAGGUGCAGAGUCUAAGUUCAUAAAUGCCCUUGCUGCGGAAAUUUCAGCAUUAAAAGCAGAAAGAGAAAAAGAAAGGCGAAUCCUAAGGGAUGAAAACAGAGGCCUUCAAUCCCAAUUGAAGGAUACUGCUGAAGCAAUGCAAGCUGCAGGUGAAUUGCUUUUGCGGCUUAAAGAAGCAGAAGAAGCUGUCACUACUGCACAGAAACGUACAAUGGAUGCAGAACUGGAAGCUACAAAGGCCUAUAAACAAAUGGAGAAGCUUAAGAAGAAACACGAAAAGGAAAUCAGUGAACUCAAUAUUCAGCUCAAAGAAACACGUGCGAAAGAAUUGAUGCGACCAGCCUAUGAUGAUGACAUUGUAAUGCCCAUAUAUGAUGAGCCACAUAGUAGUAGUGUUCAUGAUCUUGAGCACUUUGAUAAUACAGAGGAUGGGGAGUUUGAAAAACUAGCAGAACCAUCAUGGUUUUCUGGCUAUGAUAGAUGCAACAUAUAGAAGAGAUAAUCACACCUUUUUUGUAUGUCCCUGUUACAAAGUUUGUUGAUAAAUGAUUGUAUUCUAUUCUUUCGUUCUUACUCUUUGUGAGCAUAAAUGAGUUUGUCUCUUGCUUGCUCCGAAGAGAGAUUUGUGUAAUAGAAAUGUGACUUUUACAUGUCUCAUGUCUGAUGUGAUAAUCAAAGGCCCUUUAUGAUAUGUAUCUAUGUAAGAGGUUAUGAAAAUGAAUGAACCAUGAGGAAGCAACUGUACCGACAUAUUAAAUAUUGAAAGGGAUUUUUCCAAGGCUUUGAUUUUUUGU